Messenger RNA from Chionomys nivalis (European snow vole), 1154 nucleotides. Its product is annotated as probable N-acetyltransferase CML1. Bases 344 to 1042 code for a protein of 232 amino acids. The transcript has 2 exons. Lineage: Eukaryota; Metazoa; Chordata; Mammalia; Rodentia; Cricetidae. The record is from RefSeq and is a predicted model, not a curated record. Gene Ontology annotation, molecular function: N-acetyltransferase activity.
CACGUGCAUCUGGAAUGGGAUAUGUGCACUACUUGACUGUGUUCUGGGUCCUGUAUAGCCAGGUCCCUGCUGGUGUUAGACACGUGUGCCUUUAGGGACUCUCUUCCCAAGGGCUGUCUCAGGAGCUUCCCUGCCUCUCUCCCCUCCCUGCUCAGGAGAUGAACCUUUUCUGAGGUGUUGGCUCUGCUCUGCUCAUCCUUCUGAGAAGCCUCACUGUGCUGACAUCCCAGCAUCUUCUCCACUGGACUUUGUCACAGUUCUGAGAGUGUCCCAUUCUCCGCUGGCAUGAAAACUUCCUCAAAGCCUCAGGGAAAGUGCCAGCAGGUAUACCUGUCUCUCCCGGAUGCCGAGAUUUGAGACCCAGAAAUCUCCCAUGGCUCCUAUUCACAUCCGCCAGUACCAGGACAGAGACUAUAAAAGUGUCCUGGAUUUGUUCAUAAGUGGCAUGGAAGAGCACAUCCCCACCACCUUCCGCCACCUGCUGACGCUGCCCCGGACCCUCCUGCUCUUACUUGGGGUGCCGCUUGUCAUGGUCCUGGUGUCUGGCUCCUGGCUGCUAGCUGCUAUGAGCAUCUUCUUUGUGCUCUUUCUGCUGAAGCUCCUUGCCAGACAGCCCUGGAAGGAAUAUGUGGCCAAGUGUUUGCAUACAGACAUGGCUGACAUCACCAAGUCCUACAUGAAUGCACGUGGCUCAUGCUUCUGGGUGGCUGAGUCUGGGGGAGAGUUGGUGGGCAUCGUGGGUGGUCUACCAGUCAAGGAUCCCCCAUUAGGGAGGAAGCAGCUGGAGCUCUUUCACCUGUCUGUGUCCUCACAGCAUCGUGGACAGGGAAUAGCAAAAGCUCUGACCAGAACUCUCCUCCAGUUUGCACGGGAUCAGGGCUACAGUGAUGUCGUCCUUGAGACCAGCAUCUUGCAGAAAGGUGCUCAUGCCCUUUACAUGAGCAUGGCCUUCCGGAAGACAAGACAGUACUUCUUGGGUGCAUUCUGGAGAUUAGUGGAUAUUCCAGCAAUUCAAUUUAAGCAUUCCUUUCCUUCUGCUUAGGAAGUGGAAUGAGACCUUUGUUCCUGUGCAGGAAGCACAUCCCAUUCACUCUUCAUGAACCAGUGAACCCUGUCAUGUAGGCGUAAUGAACAAUAAAAACUCCUUGCUGGUG